Molecule: messenger RNA, 5883 nt
Organism: Melampsora larici-populina 98AG31
Lineage: Eukaryota; Fungi; Basidiomycota; Pucciniomycetes; Pucciniales; Melampsoraceae
Exons: 9
Coding region: 1-5883 (1960 amino acids)
Biological process (GO): intracellular signal transduction
Molecular function (GO): guanyl-nucleotide exchange factor activity
Source: RefSeq, a predicted model, not a curated record
AUGGGAGUAGGAAUCCGACCUAAAACUGCUCCAUUACAAAUCGCAGCAGCAUUAGAAAACAAUCAAGCUUCUUCUGCUUCUUCCACUUCUACUACUACUAAUACUACUACUACUACUAAUGAUUCAAUGAAUAGUAUUAGAAUAUCCAAACUACCGACUGUUACUCAUCGAAUCCAUAGUAUAAACAAAACAGUCAAGCUUAAACAUCAAAGUUCAUUACAACAAAUCACGAAUUUGACACCUACAAGUGCUUCUUCAAGCAGUGUGAAACAGAUCAUCACCACUAAAAGGAGUGUGAGUGAUUUAGUUGCAAAGAUUGAAAGAGAUCAUCAACCUCAGAAAGCACCGUUAAAUCAUCAAACUUUCAUCAAUUUAAAUCAAAGGAAUAGAAAGAUUUCUUUGGCUAGUUUACAAAGUGAUGCUGGAUCUGGUACUGGAUUGGUUAAAAACAUUGAAAAUGAUGAGAAUAAAGAAUCGAUGACCAAAAUCAUUGAAAAAUCGAAGAAACCUAUUGUAACUCAUCAAACCACUACUUCAUCACAAUCACAAUUACCUUCAAGUUCAAGUUCAGAUCGAUGGAUUGAAGAAUCAAAAAAUGAUCCAAAUCCUCCACCAUCAUCAUCAUCAUCAUCAAUAAUCAAUUGUAAAAAUCUAGAUCAUCAUCAUCAUCAUCAUCAUUCAUUUAGUUUAUCAUCAUCAUCAUCAUCAUCAUCUAAUUCAACUAAUCAUUCAAAACAUAAUCAUCAAACUAAUCAAAACAUCCUUCAAAGUCCAUCAAACCAAAGCUUUUCAAUGGCCAUCUCUUCACCUUCUCAUCAAUCAACCUCUUCUCAAUCACAAUCAAAACAAUCUCAAUCUCAAUCUCAAUCACAACCACAAUCACAACCAUCACAAUCCUCUUCUCUACUUAAUACUUCACAUCAACCAAUCAAUUCUAAUGUCAAUCACAACUCCAAUCGAGCCGUUCGACCCAGAAGAUCAGCUGCUUCUUUACAUUCGAUUCCUGAACGUAGAUCAAAAGAACUCGAUCAACCUCCACUUCCAGUGCCUCCUACUCCUUGGGUAGAACCUGCUACUCCAAUCCUCAAUCCUCCUUCUCGUCAAGCUUCGUCUUCUAAUUCAGUUUCAGAUCAAUCACCUCACCCUUCUCAUUCAUCCUUCAACAUUCAUCCUUCACAUUUACUCUCACCAAACGAUUCCAAUCCUGACACUGAUUUCGUUCCACUAGAUAGUCCUUUACCUUGGGGUACUCAAGACACUAACUUUCCUACCACUCCACCGGCUACCACUAACACGCCUGGCUUACGCGAUCAACGUCUCUUGAGUAGGUACCGUGCCACUUCUCAAUCCCUUUCUACCCGACAUUCAGAAGGUAGUCAAUAUGCUACUUCCUCAUCAGUUUGGACUCCUUCCUCAGUCGCUGGUUCUCGACUAGGCUUCGAUUCCGUCGAUAAUGGCGCUCGUACGUCCGUUGCAAGUCGGGAUUCACGCUUCACGGCUGAAACAGAUUAUGAAGACUAUUGUCCAAAGGGUUCACAACAUCCAACUCCAAGUGCAUCUGCUCGAUCAAUUCAUUUGGCCAUGUCUGCAUCUUGGCAUGGUCAACAACCUGAACAUCUUUUCAAUCGGCCUUCUUCCUCUCCGUUCAUUGCACAAGCUGUCCCUUUGGUUCCUAAUCCUGCAUCUGAGCAUCUACAGACGCCUACGAUCGCCUCUUUGAUGAAUGUGGAAGAACAGUCUGAGAUGGUCGGACUCGGUAUCACCUCUGAUGAGAUGGUUAGUGUCAGUAGAAACUCUCGUAGUCCAUCUCUCACUGGUCGUCUACCCGAAAGCUGGCGUCCUAGCUCUCAAAAUCUGAAUCCCUCUAACAAGCUAUCAGCACCAGCUUCUAAUCCUCAUACAAACACAUCAUCGUCGUCUCUUUCUUCUCCUGGUCUUGACUCACCUCGCUCUCGUUCCGCCACUCCUAUCAUGGAGCCUCCAUCCUCAGCCCCUCUGAGUAACAUCUCCAUCAAAACUCAUUCCCUGGGCAUGGCUGUCAAUCGACCACAGUCGAGUACUAGCCCUAGCACGCCUGAAGGAAACACUCUAAGUCGAGCACCUAGUUUUCAUCAAAAACAACAACAUGAACCUGAUCACGAGAAAUCAAAUCUAGGCUCUGGCUUCAAUGAUCCUACUGAUGCUUCUAAAGCACGCUUUUAUGAACGUCAUCAUCAAGCUCAUUGGGACGAUCUGGAUGAUGGAUCACCUGUCUUGGCUUCGAGCGCUGAAAUACCUAGUAAGGCUGUCGUUUUGGCGGAAGAAGGAGGUCGGAUCAUUGAUUUUUCAACCAUGAAAUGUCCAUUAGAAGAAUUGCAUGUACCCGAUGAUACUACUCACCUUCUGAUCACCAAGACACAGGGGCCCUUCAUACUCAAUUCUUUGCUUACUUCCUCUUUACCCAGGUCGACGUCUACCUUGGUGGUAUUAGAUAUUAGUGAUUCUUACUUGGCAUCUUUACCAUCCGUGAUCGCCUCUUGUACUGCUCUUGAAGAACUUAACAUCAGUGGUAACAUAUGCGCAAGUGGUGAUCUUCCUGCUUGGAUUGCUCAUCUGGUCUCUCUGAAGGUUCUAGCUGCCGAUCGAUGUGGUCUCAUCCAUUUAAUCAACCCUCUCGGCAGUCUUCUUCAUGUUCACGAUCUCUCACUUCGCUCUAACCAUCUGAAGAGUCUACCCUCUUGGCUUUGUCACCUUCAAGCUCUCGAGGUUCUCCUGGUAGAUGACAAUGAGUUUGAACCACCUUGGCUUGAACUUGCUGAACCGUUGCUUUCGUGCAACUAUCGUUCAAAUGAAAGUGACGCAAACUUACCAACCGGCUCCAGUGCUUCUGAAAACGGAUCGCUUUCUAGUUCAUUGGCCCAUGGUCUACAACCCCCUCGAUCAGCGCUUAGUGAAGCUAUAACUUCAUCACAUCUCAACACCAAUCCGACUGCCGAUUCUGCUGGCUAUCAUGGUCGAGCCUCGCGUCCAACUAAUGGAAGCGUGGAUUAUUCACGUGCCUCUCAGACUGGCUCUUUGCGGCUCUCACCUAGUCAAAACGAACGUAGGCUAGAGGGUGUUGAAUCAUUGAGUCGUCGGAAUAGUUCCAUCCGUCGAUUGCGUAGUUCUUCAAACGAAAUGAGAGCCACGGUUGCUCGGCCUAAUUCUUAUCACGAUCAUAGUCCCUCCUUGGCAUCCUUUAUGGAAGCUGAAGAUCCUUAUCAACCUGGCCUUGGGCCUGCUGGUGUUUAUACACAACCUCAAGUUCAAUCGCAACUGGACGUACAUCAUUCACUUCGAUCAGCGCCAGUAAGUUCAAUGGAAAGGGUGAAUCUCUCAGUCUUGGAUCGAUUUCCAUCCAAAGGAGUUCCACAAGGUAUCCAUAUCCCUCCUCCUCAACCGCCUCAACCCAAAGAUCACAAAAAGUCAUUUGGAUUCUUGAAGAAAAUGAGCCUGGGUAAACUGCGGCGUGAGGUGACAACAGGCAGGGAACGUACCAACACCUUGGAGGCACGUGGUGGUUCUGCAGUCCCACUCACGGUUUACGAAGUUGAUCCGCCCAUUCGACCUCAUGCGAACCCUCUGAUGGAAUCACCAAGGGCAAUCAGUGAAGAUGCUGUGAUGUUGAUGUCACAUCGGGAACCACUAACUUCCCCUAUCAGACCUGUGAUGGCAGCCACACAAUCUGCAGACGCUGGUCGCUGGAAUAGUCAAACUACUCAACGUGAAGUGGUUAACAAUCGACGUCGGAGUUUUCUCAAAAUCGAACCUUUUGUUGGUAUCAGAAAGUUUGAACCACUUCCGAUGAUUCCUACUACUUGGACCCAUUCUAUGAGUGAUGCGGAAGGGAUGGUAGAAGACUUGAUGUUGUCCACUUCGAUCAAUCAAGAACCGAAUACCCAUCAUCACAGGGCUUCAAGCGAAUCACCUUCACAACAAUAUCGUGAACCUCCAUCACCUGCCUUAUCACACGCUACACCAUCUCAAUUUCCUCAAACCAAUCGAUCCUCUACUAUUGACCCACGUACAGGACUUCGUUCAAUUAUGAUGUAUUUACGUGAUGUUCAUGAUCUUUCGGGAGAGCCAGCUGCACCUGCAGGAGUGAAUGCUAGACCAGGUUUAGUGUCACGAGCUUCAAGUAUAAGACAACCUUCAUCGAAAUCGGUCAAUCAUCCUGAUUUCCAAUCCUUGAAUGGUAGAAUGUAUAGUAUGGCCGGUAUGAGUGCGAUGGCAUCUUCACUUGAGAUUGAUACAGAAUUAGACAAUGCACAUUCUGCUUCCAUCCAUCAAUCUCAAACUUGCUCACCUGUAUUACCUUCAACCAACUCUGUACCUACUGAACCUCCUCGACCAAAGGUCAAGGAUAAUCCAGGUCGAAGUUUAAAAGUGAUUGAAGAGAUCAUUUCGACUGAAAAAUCAUAUAUCAGAGGGUUAAGAGAAUUACAAGAUAUCUACAUUGCAAGUGCAACAGCCGUGUCAACAAGUGGGAUUGGAAAUAAUAAAGAAUCGACUGUACCUAGUUCAGAACGAAAAGUGGUGUUUAAUAAUGUAGAAGCGAUCAUUGGAUUUCAUGUAGAAGUACUUUUACCUGAUCUACAAGAAGUAGUAGAUCGAUUAUCUAAAAAACAAUUAACGAUUUUAGCACCUAAUGAGAUUCGAUCGAUUGCAGCGAUCAAAAAGAGAAAAGAACAAGAAGCCAAUUCGAUGAAUUCAAGAUUAUCAGCUGGAGAAGAUUUAACCAGUUCAACGAUCUCUACAACCAAUGAAGAAAAUGAAGAAGAGUUUUUGGAAAGACAACGAAAUGAGAUUAAUGGAGAAUUGAUUAAAGCAGCAGCCGAAGAAUUGGCUAAAGUGUUUAUUAGACAUGCAGCCUUUUUGAAAUUGUAUUCAACUUAUAUUACUCAAUUUGAUCUUGCAUUAGAAAGGUUAAGAGAAUGGACUGUCACCGUUUCACAUCCACCUACGAUCACCAAUAAUGGAAUGUCAAGCGGUAGUGGAGGAGGGGGAGGAGCUUCAUCUUCUUCUUCAUGGGCACCAGGAUUGAAUGCACCAGCAGGGAUUCCAUUGACUACUAACCAAAAGAAAAAAUUAAAAACUUACUUGAAACGAUGUAGAGCUAAUCCAUCACACAGUCAAUUGAAUUUAGAAUCCUAUCUCUUGAUGCCUGUACAACGAUUACCUAGGUAUAAAUUACUUUUAGAAAACCUUCAGUCUUGUACGCCUGAUCGACAAACGCCUACUACUGAACCAUCUUCAUCAGUUUCUUCUUCGGUUGGAUUAGUAGAAGAAACCGGACUCUUGCCUAAUCAGAUGGUUAGUGAAGCUUUGAGUUUGAUUAGUGCAGUGACGGCUGAGAUGAAUGAAAGGAAACGAGAUUCAGAAGGUAGACAAAGAUUGUUGUAUUGGCAACAAAGGUUUGGAAACAAGUUUAGAUCACCUUUGGUACAACCACAUCGAACAUUAAUUAAAGAAGGAAGAGUAACAUUGAUGCGUACCGUGAAAUUAACGACUAAAGAUGUUGUUUCUUCUACUGGACAGAAUAUUAAAGUUAGAGUUUCGGCUCUUAGUACUGAUUCUCAAGCUGUUACAAUGAUCUUGUUACUUUGUACCGAUUUACUUGUUUUGGCUAAAGAUCCUGGAGAUGGAGGAUCAGGACCGGCUUCUUCACCUGCUUCUUUACAUCAAGCCUUGAGACUUGCACAACAUACAAGGAAUUUGUUGAGUACACCUGCUACGGUUUUUGGAGCUGAACAGACUAUGGUUAGAUUUGUAGAUUCAAAAGCGAUUUUUUAUUUUCAAUGUGAUAGUCAAAGAAUUGCUUCUGAAUGGGCAGUGGCUGUAAAUCAACAAGUUCCAUUACUUUAG